CUCUUUUACAUUUACUGGCACCUCAUUUUAGAUGCAUGGCACAUGCAUGAUCGUCGCAAUCGAGGAAUCGAGGUUGCCAUCUAUCUUUUCUCGCAUCACAACUAACUCAGCCCUCAAACACUCAAACUGGUAGACCCUAGAUACCUCUUGUUUACCCAAUUCUUUUGUAAUCGAGCAGAUACGGUAGGGUAGUAUAUACUCAGCUGCCUUAUCUGACUUCUCUCCACAGGCAUAUUCAACGAUUCAGCCUUUGCUGCUUCUUCUAUUACCCUUGUUUGUUGUUCGGUCAGUUUCCAACACAAUUAUCUUAUUACUAUUUAUCCACCAUGGUCCUGGACGCCUCCUACAGCAGCAGCAUGUCUGCGAGCAUGCACAACAACAACAGUCACCACUCGACAAUAAUAAAUAAUCAGAGUCUCCAUGAUUGCAAACGUUUGUCUUUGGAAGAUCGGUUCUUUGCCCGCGACGAUCAGUUGAAUCAGAUACGAUCUUGCAUCGGUAGCAACGAGGAUGUGAACUUGAAUCAGGUGGUCUACAUUACGGGUCAAUCCGGAGUGGGCAAGACGACGCUGUCCACCAAGGCGAUCCAAUCGUAUACGGCUACCAAGUACUGGUGGGGUGCGGCCAGUUUUGACAGCAACAGCUACAACAAUAACAACACAAGACGGGGCAGCAACAGUUCCUGCUGUUGUAAGACACCUCUGGAAACCAUUCAGACUUGUCUGUCGACAUUGGUAUCCAACGUUCUCCAUCAAGAUAAUGCAUCGGCCAUGGCCGCUUUGCAGGUAUUACGCGUCAGUGUCGAACCCAGUCACCAAAAGAUAUUGUCCAGUUUAGUGCCUUCCAUGGCCGUCCUCUUUGGAGAUCACGGCAAUCAACGCAGUAUGCGAUCACUGCAACGUCACAGCAAUCGGAAUCUACAGUACUUCAACAACUCCAGCAAUAGCAAUCGAAGUCUGCUCGGGAACGUUAGCAAUCGAAGUCUACACAUUGAACUACGAAGAGAUGCCUCCAAGCGACACAUGGAGAUACCCGAAGACGACGACGAGGACGCCGAAGAUGAUACCCAAAGCACCAACAGCUCACUUAGCAGCACUAGCACUAGCACCAUCGGAGAUGACGACGAAAGCAUAUCCAGUGGUGGUGGUAGAGACAAUCGAACCAGUCUCAUGGCCAAGGUACAUUUACAGGUCGCCUUGAAGAGCUUCUUUUUGGCACUGGCAAAGGUACAAAAGGUCGUACUAUUGCUCGAUGAUCUUCAAUGGGGCAACAAGGAAUCCUUUGGACUCCUACAAGCCAUUCUGGUAGCCAACAAGAAGGAACCCAAAAAUUACAACUUGGUACUCCUCGCCACGUACCGCGACAAUGCCGUCACGGACGAGUUGCGCGCCUUUCAACAUCGAUUGGAUGCCGCAUCCACCACAUCUCUCGCCGCGCCGUGGAAAACGGUCAUUCAUCUACAGUCGUUUUCGCGGGGAGAAGUCAAUCAAAUGUUGAUGGAUCUAUUCGAUUGUCAUGAUUACAGCACUACUGCCACUAGUAGUAGUAGUAGCAGUCGACCACCACUUGACUCGAGCAGCAGCAAUCUCCCAUUAUUAUUGGAUGGUGACGACGAUAACGAACAGCUCGAUACCGGCGACGACCAAGUCACCAUGGCGCUGGAACUGGGACGGCUCAUUCAUCAACGGACCGCGGGCAAUAUCUUCUUUAUACGACAACUAUUGGACAGCUUGGAGGCGGAACAAAUGAUACACUACGAUUGGAUGAGCAGCAAAUGGAAAUGCGACAUUGCAAGAGUGCAAAAGAAAACGGCCGUCUCGGAAAACGUGCUGCAGGUCGUCGUACAAAAGAUUCAAAAAUUCGAUUCCAAUGUACAGCGCAUACUACAACUCUGCGCUUGUUUGGGUACGCGGAUCCGGGCCAAAUGGAUUGAAGUGUGCCUGCCAGCCAUGUUUCCACCUACUACUACUACUACUACAUGUAGCGACGAUCAGCAGCUAUUAUUAUUGGAUCACAAGGCAUUGCUCCAAAAGGCUUGCAGUGAACGUCUAUUGGAUGACCUGGGAUACGGAUGGUACAAAUUCAGUCACAACAAAGUCCUGGAAUCCGUUCUGCUAUUACUGCCAGAGGGUAAGGCGAGAAACGAGCUCCACUGGAAGCUUGGACAGCUCUUGUAUCAAAAGUAUCAGAGCUACUACCAUCACAACAACAACAACAACAACAACAAUCUGCAACAACAAGAACCGGAAGCUGCUAUCAAACAAGAAGAAGCAGUGCCACAACUGGAGCAACAUCCAAACAAUGCUGACGCCGUAGGAGCAACACGAAACCGACGGAGCCGGCUUUUGUUUGUGUGUGCAGAUCAGACCAAUCUGGGAGGGGCCGACUGUUGCCGCAAUCCACAAGAACGACUUGGAAUGGUGAGACUCAAUCUUAUGGCGGCCGAGGCGGCCGCAAAAGUGUCUGCCUUUCACCCGGCAUGUCGGUAUUGCGAGGCAGGGAUUGAGGCGCUGCAACCGCUCGGUGGGGACGAUGCCAACAAGGAUGCACGACAGCCGGACGCGCUGACACUCGCUCUCAAGCUCGAUUUGUACCAACGAUAUGCCGAAAUGCUGUAUUGCACCGGUGAACUAGACGAGGCAAAGGCUUACUGCGACAAGGUAUUGAAGCUGGAUCCUUCCUCAGAUCACCACAAAGUGGCAUGCUUCAUCACCAUGAUGCAAAUUCUCAAUGCGCAGGCCAACAACGAAGAAGUCGUAGACUUUGGCUUGGAAGCACUCAGAGCUCUGGGCGAGAAAAUCCCAAAACAAAAGAGCAAAAUGAAAAAGCUUCUUGGCGAAAAGAAUGUACUCAAACGAAAGGCAUGGAUCUCUUGCACGGACGAGGACGUUCUAGCAUUGCCGCUCAUGAAGAAUAAUAGGAAAGCUGCCUGCAUCCAGGUGAUGCAAAGCAUGCUGAUUCCACUGGUGCACAUGUCAAUGAAAGACUUGGCAACUCGGAUAUUGAAACGAAUGAUGACCCUGACAUUGCAGUUUGGUCUCACCAAAUGGGCCCCUGAAGCAUUUGCCAUUGCCGGCGCAGACCUAGUGGCGCGCAAGGACGACAUUUCUCAGGGCUAUCGCCUAGGAAAGCUUGCUGUGGCAUUGGUAGACCGAUUGCAAGCCAAGAGCGAGCAGGUUAAGGUCAGCUUUUGGACCGCUGCUUUUACCUUUUGGUGGAAGGAACCACUUCCACGAUGCUUGGAUAUGAACAUUGACGGCUACAAGAGUGGUAUGCGGGUAGGGGACACCCACUUUGCCUUCUACAACAUUGUGACGUACGCUCUUUCCUACUUCAAUUCGGGGCUUCCACUGAGACCGCUUCUUGUCGACCUCGACAAGUAUUGCCGCCAGAUGGUUGACUACAAGCAGGUCAUGGUUCUUUUCAAUAUCAUCCCCUGUUAUCAGGCUACGUUGAAUCUCUGCGGGGAGCAGCGAACCGGGCCACUUGAUAUGCAACGUGGCUUGGCAAUGGGAAUGCAAAGGGUUGCUAGGGGGGAGAAGCAGGUUGGGGAACACGCCUGCUGGUCAUUUUUGAUGCAAAUAUCUUUCUACUUGGGACAGAUGGAGAAAGUUGCCGAACUAUCCUCUAAACUCCAGGAGAUAGACUGUGGGUUGUUUCGUGCUGAGGUGUUCUAUCCGACUCGGGUAUUCUUUUUUGCCCUGUCUGCGAUUGAACGAUAUCGUGCCACCAAGAAGCGCAGGUUCAAGCAAGAAGCGCAGAAACACACGGCCCUCAUUUCAAAAUGGAUCUCAUCGGGUGCCAUCAACUUGGUACACAAGGGCAUGCUUCUUCGUGCCGAGAUGUACACAAUCACUAGUAUGAAGCCAGUUCCUGAAGAGGCGAUUGGUCUCUAUGACAAAGCCUACACGACAGCCAUGAGAAGUGGCUUUUUGCAAGAUGCAGCGCUGACGUGCCAACUUGCAGCUGCUUACUGCGAGAAGGCUUUUCCAGAAUACGUUACGCCAUACGCGGUGAAAGCCUUUGAACAAUGGACAGCCUGGGAUGCCGUUGUUAUCGCAUGCCAUCUCGAGGAUAAGUACCCUGAAGUGUUUUCGGAAGAUUCGAUGGGUGCUGACUUGGAUGUCAGCACAGGCAGUGCGCAUUUUGGUCGUUCUCGCUUUACCAUGUCGGUCGUGCGAAAGCACAUGGAAUUUUCAUACACCGACAUUGCCACUUCCUUUGCUAGCCUGGGAACGGCUUGCAGUGGAUGAAGCAUACGCCCAAUUUGGGAUUUUGGUGGUCGAAAUACCUCUGCUUCCUCUUCCGACUUCCAUGAUUGCCGCAAAAACUUGCCUGCACCCACCAGCUUCAAUACGGUAGAUAACUUCCCUACAUGUACUCUUGGUAGACCCCCUUCUCUAUUCUUGCACCGCUUCCGAGCCAAGAGAUCAGUGAAAAUCGAGCCCAGCUUGCUUGCAUCCAAGCCCUCCCACAAACUACCGGCGGCCAGGAAAUCACUCGGUAUUUUGUAAUAAGGAUCCUUUUGUGUAAAUUGCGUGAAGACUGUCAGAGCCCCAGCUAGCUAGACUGGUACAGACUGCUUGGGUUGCCCUGAAAGAAGAAAGAACCAGCUAACUGGAAUGCUCCUGCGCUCCCUCCUGCUUCCAAAUUCCAGGAUCCAUUUAUCAAAAAUACACUAGCUAGCUAGGUGUGGCCUGUUUCAGUAAAAUUCACUUUUAUCCAGUC
Seminavis robusta is the source of this 4728-nucleotide messenger RNA. Lineage: Eukaryota; Bacillariophyta; Bacillariophyceae; Naviculales; Naviculaceae. The record is from the annotation of a GenBank genome assembly.